AUGGUCACUUCCUGUGCAUUGUCAGCUCAUUGUGGUAGCCCUAUUGAUAGUGAAUCUGACUACAGAAGCAUUGCAGGUGCGCUGGUAUGCCAGUUCCUGCACAAACCUCUGGACCAACACCUUAAGGCUGUUAAACGAAUUCUAAGGUAUUUGCAAGGUACUACGGACUAUGGAAUUGGUUUUACAGUUGCUUCUCGAAUGUCUUUAGUAGGCUACUCAGAUGCAAAUUGGGGAAUUGACCUUGAUGAUAGAAGGUCCACAACUAGGUUUUGUGUGUUCCUGGGUGGUAAUCUGGUGUCAUGGGGGUCAAAGAAACAACAGGUUAUUUUUCGUUCCAUGACAGAAGCUAAAUAUUGGGGUCUAACUUAUGCUACAGCUAAAACCGUAUGGCUUGAGUCGGUGUUGGCUGAACUGAAAGUGCCCUUAACUAAUACAGGUACUGUCUGGUGUGAUAACUCAGGAGCAGUAGCACUAUCUGAUAAUCCUGUUCUUCAUUCAAGUUCAAGCAUGUCGAGUUAG
This is a messenger RNA of Gossypium raimondii (Peruvian cotton), 519 nucleotides long. Its product is annotated as secreted RxLR effector protein 161-like. The transcript has 2 exons. Lineage: Eukaryota; Viridiplantae; Streptophyta; Magnoliopsida; Malvales; Malvaceae. The record is from RefSeq and is a predicted model, not a curated record. The coding region runs from base 1 to 519 and encodes 172 amino acids.